Messenger RNA from Trypanosoma rangeli, 2643 nucleotides. Its product is annotated as trans-sialidase. The transcript has a single exon. The coding region runs from base 1 to 2643 and encodes 880 amino acids. Gene Ontology annotation, molecular function: exo-alpha-sialidase activity. The record is from RefSeq and is a predicted model, not a curated record. Lineage: Eukaryota; Euglenozoa; Kinetoplastea; Trypanosomatida; Trypanosomatidae.
AUGUCCUGGCAUUUGUUUUCUUAUUUGGUGAUGCUGCUGCUGUUUGUGCUCUUGACAUGCUGUGGCAUUGAAGCUGCGGGGAGUGCCCCAGGGAUGGACAUUAACUCAUUGACAGGGACGACACCGAUAACUGGUGCCAAAUGGGAGGAAAUGCAAUGCGCCGAAGGGUCAGUUCGCUCGCUUCGUGUCCCCAGCCUUGUGGAGGUGGACGGUGCUGUGUUUGCCGUUGCUGAGGCCCAUUGCAAGAAUGGAAGCGGCAGUUUCACUGGCAUCUUGUCACAACACCUCAAGGGAAUUGGAACAGAACCGACUGAGAUUCCGAUGGGUGCGGGCACAGGUUCCUUUCACACGCAGCUGCUGAAGGAAGGUGGUAAUGAAAUGAGGGAUACAGUGCGACCAACGACAAUUGUGAAUGACAACAAUGUCUAUGUGCUGCUGGGAAGCUGCAGCCGUGCAACAUUGGAGAGCAAAGAGGCUGAUCGAAGUGAAUGUAAGAUUAUGCUGGUGAAGGGGAGUGUCACUGACGGUGGAGAGAAGAAAGUCCAGUGGGGUGAGCCGCAUGCGGCGGACUUUGAGGCCCGAAUACGUGCUACACCCGGGACUUAUGUCUCUGCUGGCGGAGGGUCGGCUACUGUGAUGAGUGACGGCACACUUGUGUUUCCCUUGCAGGCCACAAGGAAUAGAAAUACCUUUUUGAUGGUCGCGCACUUCACCCCGUCAGAGAAUAGAUGGGAGCCUGUAGUCGAUAUGGUAGAUGAGGGUUGCAGCGAUCCAUCGAUUGUGGAGUGGGACGAUGUUUAUGAACGAAGGAUCUUCAUGAUGGCUCCCUGCACGAAUGGUUCCUAUUACAUGUACAAGUCUUUAUCUUUGUACUAUUGGCCGACCGGUGAGCCAAUUUCUCGCUUGUGGGGCAUCUCAGGCGAUAGAAAAAGGGAGGGCGUGCGAAGUAGCUUCAUCACUGCAACCAUCAAUGGAAAGAAGGUGAUGCUGCUCACCACGCCGGUGUAUUCUGAGGAGAAGGGAGAGGAUCGGCUGCAUCUUUGGAUGACAGACAAUGCCCGUGUGCACGACGUUGGGCCGGUGUCUCGCGAAGGUGAUGACGCUGCCGCCAGCUCCCUGCUGUACAGAAGCGGCAAGAAGGAGUUGAUUUUACUGUACGAGAAUAAGAAGAGCGGAGAUUCAUACAGUCUUGUCGCUGUGAACCUGACUGAGCAGCUGAAGCAGAUAAAGAGCGUGGUGAAGGCCUGGAAAGAUAUGGACACCGCACUAAAAAACUGCGCUUCCACUGGCACUGUUGACCCGCGGAUAAAGAAUGUUUGUAAAAGUGCUGUUCCCACCAAAGGGCUGAUUGGCUUUUGGUCCAACAGUUUGGAGGGGAGUUUAUGGAAAGACGAGUACUUCGGAGUGAACGCAAUGGCGCAUGGUGGGAAUGUGGCAGGCACGGAGGGGGGCGUGAGGUUCCGAGGCGCAGCAGCGGGGGCGGAGUGGCCGGUGGGCAGCAAGGGGCAGUUCCAGCCGUACCACUUUGUGAACAAUGACUUCACUCUUGUGGCGACGGUGAUGAUUAACGUGGUGCCGGAGGCAGACAGUCCUGUUCCUUUGAUGGGUGUGAGGAUGAAUGACGAUGCCAGCACGGUGAUUGUUGGUCUCUUCUACACGAAGGACAAGAAGUGGGGAGUGACUGUCAACGGAAAGUAUUGGGAGUUGUCAAAUAGAGGUGGUACGUGGCAGCCUGGCACAACGUAUCAAGUGGCACUGAAAAGGCAUUGGAAUGAGUUGUAUGUGUACGUUGACAAUAAUGAACUUGUUCAGGAAAGAGUUCCGGUCUCUGAGUACACCUCACGCGGUGUCUUGGACUUCUACGUUGGCGGUGACGGUGCGAAGGGGACAGAUGAGGUUGACGUGACGGUGGGCAAUGUCCUGCUGUACAACGAGGCACUUUAUGAUGAUGGGCUCACGAGCCUCAGUGCCAGCAAAGUCACACUUCCAACACCGGCUGCUGAUGGGCCACUCACAACGCUGGGGAAUGAUGGGGAGAUUGCCUCCAAGCUGAAAUCUGGAGAAAAGAGGGUUGGUGACGGUUUGAGCCCUAAAGGGCCUCUACCAGAGGAGGCCCAUAAAGGCAGUCACAGUGCUGGUGAGGAGUCUGGGUCUUUGCUGGCUUCGUCAUCACCGGCUUCGUCAUCACCGGCUUCGUCAUCACCGGCUUCGUCAUCACCGGCUUCGUCAUCACCGGCUUCGUCAUCACCGGCUUCGUCAUCACCGGCUUCGUCAUCACCGGCUUCGUCAUCGCCGACUUCGUCAUCGCCGACUUCGGCAUCACCGACUUCGGCAUCACCGACUUCGGCAUCACCGACUUCGGCAUCGCCAGCUUCGUCAUCGCCGGUUUCAUCAUCGCCAAAGGUGCGCCUGGCUGAUGGACCCGACGACGGUAGCAUGGCGGACGGUGGAUCCGAAAACACCAGCGCGGUUCUUGCGAAGGACACACCCAGCAUUUCUCUUUCUGGUGACAGCUCCGUUGCUUUCGACAACCUUACACGUGUGAGGCCCGAUUCAGGAAGCGGUGAUGGCACGAUGCGUGGGUGUGCGUCUCGGCUACUUCUGCUGCUAUUGGGGCUAUGGGGCUUUGCGGCCCUGUGCUGA